CAGUGGUGGGGAGUGCAGAAGUUUGCCAUUAAGAAGAGAAUUCAUACUGAAUGGCAAGAAGCUCGGGGCACUGAGUUCAUUAAAGCUGAAGCACGGCUCGCCAGUUUUUAAAAUGUGCCAACUGUCCAGUACCCCAUCGUCGUCGUCAACUGCAACAACCAACGAGAUGAAAUACAACGUUGAUGAUAGCAAUAGUCUUUAUAGCACUAGAAAUGAUAACAUCAGUGGUAACAGUUGCAGUCGGAGAAGUUUCAAUUCGAGUAGUAGUAGUGGUUGUGGUGGCGGCGCUGGUGGCGGUGGUGGUUGCAGCAGCAGCAAUAGCAGUGGAAACAGUUUUAACAACAGUGGUUACAGCAGCAACAAUGUUUCAACUUUACGCAACAACAACAAUUCAGGUAACCAGAAAGGAAUUAAAAUAAUGAAGACAACUCCUACAAGCAGUAGCACCAGCUGCAACAACAUCUACACACAGAUGAAAAAAUUCAGCUGCCAACUGAACAGACCACACACAUCAUACAGUGAGGUUCAUGAUGAUAAACUAUCAAAAGCCCUUGCUUCUGUCAACAAAGACCUCUUCAACACAAAGAAGAUUAAAAGCGAAAAGGACCAAGAGAAAGAUCAAAACAAGCAGAACCUCGCUGAAAAAUUGAAUGAAUCACUAGAGCAUAAACAAAAAAUAAUAAAGUUGGAAUCUACGACGACGACAACAUCAACAUCGAAUAUUAACACUAAUCCUACUACAACCAAAGAACCAAACAAUGGCAAAGAAAACAAACCAUCAAUUAAAUCGUUAAACAGAUCUGCUUCGCUGUUUAAUCCACAUUUGAUACCAACUUCACCGCCGUUGAAGGCCAGAAGAUUGACACUCCCCAACGAUUUUGAGAAAAGAUUUAAAGCCACACCUAGCAUCUUGAAGAAAAAACAGAAUUUACUUUUUUCCAGGAAGUCACAGGGGCAUUUAUCCAUGUCUUCUGUUAAUUUCAGACAGUUCACUCCUUCUAAGUUCUUCAACAAUCCACUAUCAUCGACACCGAUUUCAAAGAGAGUGAGGAACAGGAAGACGUCAGCUCCACCUGUCGUGCACGUGGGAAGCAACCUGGCAUGCCCUCCUUGUAAGAAGCAAAUUUUCCUCGGCGAUGGUCCCAAAGACGACGAUGAUGUCCAGGUUCGUGUCGGUAGCAGUCGAGGGAUCGUUGUCUAUGAUGGGGGAGGAGGAGGAGGCGGGCAAAUAAAAGAGGAAGAUGAAGAAAAUGAAGAUUUUGGCACUCUGGAUGGAAAAACUCCUCAGGCUCCUCCCCCUCCCUCUGUAACUCCUCCUCCUCCGUUUGCUCCACCCCCUAUUGGUGCAGUUCCGAAAUCUCUGACCAAUGACCAUUUAGUCGUUCCUAAUUCGCUGGUCUUCUUCGAAACGCCGAGCAAGGCGUUGUAUGAAGAAGAUGACGUAUUCACGGCAGGCAACUCCACCAUCAGGAUGAACCUAUUCACUGAGAUGAACGGCGUGAGAAUGAACAACAACUCCACAACGAAGCACAGCAGCAACAACAUCGCAUCGGCCUCUCAACAACUGGUUGACAUCGAAAAUAUUGAGAACGAUGAUUUUGAAGUAGCGGAACACAUUGAGGCUGUUGAAGACGUCAGCGUCACCGUCAAUGAUGCAUUACCGACCGCCCCAACAUUAACGAGAAACAAACAAAGUUCUGCUAAUAUGGAUUGUAUAUCUAAGGCCUUCAUGAAGGUAGUGUGCUGUGACACCACCCACAAACAAUUUUUACUGAAACAAGCAAAAGAUUUAUUACCCCAGAAACCAGCAACAACAUCAACGACGACGACAUCAUCUUCAACAGUAGCAUCAAUUUAUAGAAUCUAAAUCUAUCCAUCUCUCUCUCUCUCUCUCUCUCUCUCACACACACACACACUUCAAUUGCAAUUCAUUUACAUUCAUCUUCAUCUUAUAUUUUUAUAAAUGCUUCUUAACUAAUAAUAAUUUAAUAUAACGCUAAUCUAUCAAAAAAUUAAAUAGACAUUUAUGUAUGUACGUAUGAUGUGUACAUAUAUAUAUAUAUAUAUAUAUAUAUAUAUACAUGCCAUUGCGUUACUAAAAGCGCGUUGUAUAGUAAUUAACAUAUAGUGCUGAAGGGUCAUUGUGUACUGUUAAAAAGUCAUAUACUUAUCAUUCAAUGGGUUUAUUUAGAUGAGCUUUAUUUUCGCUUUCUUCUCUCAUUUUAACAGUUGCCGAGUUUUAAUUGUGACUCGGCUGAUAUUUUUGUACGUGAGACGUACGUAAGAACGACACGUAUAAGUUCCUUUAAGCUAACUUGGCCCAUUGGAUAUGUCUAUAUGAAGUUGAUCACUUUGAGUUGGUUCGUGUAUGUCCUACGUUCAAACAAGGUAACGAUGGUGACAAGGCUGACGGUUCAAAAUUUUCAGGUGCGAUCACUAAGGAGGGUACCUACAUAGCCAUAGAAUAACCUACAUAGUCAGUUGAAGACUGGUCGUGCAACAGCCUCAGCAGCAGUACCGUCAAGAAUGUUAAUUUAGAUGAGCAUUAAUUAUGCUUUUAUUGUCUAUCUUAUUUUAACAGUUGUCGUGUUUUAACUGACUUGAAUGAUAUUUCUGUUCAUAUUUUAUCAUAGCGUCUUCGAGAUAGUAUUUUACUGGCGCUAAAUAAAUGCGUGUGUAUGUAUGUGUCUGCAUUAAAGCAUGCUUGUUAUGAACGUGUGCAACUGCACGAUAUUGAAACCGUUGAAAACAUUAUACUAAAGUUGUUAUAUAUUUAGACAACUAUUUUUAUAAAAGACUUACUAAUUGGUUAAUUGAUUGAUUAACUAAUUACUAUAUAGUUGGUUACUUUAUUACUGACUGGCUCCAUGUAUUCCAAUCAUGCUAAACUAAACAUUUAU
Helobdella robusta is the source of this 2900-nucleotide messenger RNA. RefSeq lists its product as hypothetical. Lineage: Eukaryota; Metazoa; Annelida; Clitellata; Rhynchobdellida; Glossiphoniidae. The transcript is spliced from 9 exons. The record is from RefSeq and is a predicted model, not a curated record. Bases 113 to 1867 code for a protein of 584 amino acids.